Exophiala spinifera is the source of this 246-nucleotide messenger RNA. RefSeq lists its product as uncharacterized. The record is from RefSeq and is a predicted model, not a curated record. The transcript has a single exon. NCBI's taxonomy places the organism in Eukaryota, Fungi, Ascomycota, Eurotiomycetes, Chaetothyriales, Herpotrichiellaceae. The coding region runs from base 1 to 246 and encodes 81 amino acids.
AUGACCGAUGCAGACGGCAGUCCCGUUUUACUCAAUCGGGCCUGGGGUCCCGAACGAGCCAAGACAGAGAAAUUGGAUGUACUCCGACGCUGUAUUGCCAUCGUGCUGGCUAGGCAGCCGGCUAAUCAGCCACAACAUUGGGCAUUUGAAUGCAACGAAAACAGUGGUGGGGAGACACAGAAGGGGAGGAAGGCCCGAGACGAGCAACAUGACACCUUUCUGGACGUGGAAGCAGUCUGGCGCUGA